CCGUUUUCAUCCCGCUUGUUUCAUCCGCACGCGCGUUUGUUCGCUCUUUCCUCCUUCUUCUGAGUAACUUCUCGACCAGACGCUCGCCUUGAUCCGGUGCUUUUCUCCUUUGAGAUGCUUGGCGAGCUCUCUCCUCCCUCUUUUAACUAGACACACAUAUACACACACACACACGCACACGCAAGCACGCAAACACUCUCACUCUCUCACACACACAAACACGCACACACCGGUUUCAUCUCGAACUUGCGAGGUUUUAUAUUGGGAAUCUAAAAUAAGAGAGGAGCAACCCGGUGGGAUACGGAGCGCUCGCGCGCCUUCAUCAAGGACCCCUUUGGAGAGGAUAAGGACCCUUGUUGACACUUUUUUUGUCGCUUAUCUCUUUUUGCCUCCUCCCUUUCAGUUGGUUUUUUAUUGCUAGCUAAUCCGGAGGAUUUCUUUUUUCCCCCAAUUCUUCUUGUUCUUGUUCUUUUUUUUUAAUUACUCCGCUCGAAUAGCCGGUUUUCGAGGGCCGUUUUCAUGUUUUCCAUCCAGGACGGUCUCCCGCGGGGAGCGCUCACCAUGAAGGAAGAACCGCUCGCCAGCGGCAUGACUCCGGUGCGCUCUUGGAUGCAAAGCGCCGGGAUACUGGACGCCAACACGGCCGCGCAAAGUGGAGUCGGUCUGGCCCGAGCUCACUACGAGAAGCAGCCGCCCUCCAACCUGCGCAAAUCCAACUUCUUCCACUUCGUAUUGGCGCUGUAUGACCGUCAGGGGCAGCCGGUGGAAAUCGAGAGGACAUCCUACGUCGACUUUGUGGAGAAAGACAAAGAAUAUAACGGAGAAAAGACCAACAACGGCAUCCACUACAGGUUACAGCUUCUCUACAGUAAUGGAAUCAGGACAGAGCAGGACCUGUAUGUCAGGUUGAUAGACUCCAUGACUAAGCAGCCAAUCAUUUACGAGGGCCAGGACAAAAACCCGGAGAUGUGCCGCGUCCUUCUUACCCAUGAGAUCAUGUGCAGUCGGUGUUGCGACAAAAAGAGCUGUGGGAACCGAAAUGAGACACCGUCAGACCCGGUGAUCAUCGACAGAUUCUUCCUGAAGUUUUUCCUCAAGUGCAAUCAGAACUGCCUGAAAAACGCAGGGAAUCCCCGAGACAUGAGACGCUUUCAGGUGGUCAUUUCCACUACGGUGAACGUAGAUGGCCACGUGCUGGCCGUGUCCGACAACAUGUUCGUCCACAACAACUCCAAACACGGGAGACGCGCUCGCCGCCUCGACCCCUCUGAAGCAGCCACUCCAUGCAUCAAAGCUAUCAGCCCCAGCGAGGGCUGGACAACCGGAGGAGCCACCGUCAUCAUCAUCGGAGACAACUUCUUCGACGGGCUGCAGGUCGUCUUUGGAACCAUGCUCGUCUGGAGCGAGCUCAUCACGCCCCACGCCAUCCGUGUUCAGACGCCACCCAGACACAUCCCCGGGGUCGUGGAGGUCACACUGUCCUACAAAUCCAAGCAGUUCUGCAAAGGAGCACCGGGACGCUUCGUCUACACUGCUCUGAAUGAACCAACCAUCGAUUACGGCUUCCAGAGGUUACAGAAGGUCAUUCCACGCCACCCUGGAGACCCUGAAAGGUUACCGAAAGAGGUGCUGUUAAAGAGAGCAGCAGACCUGGUGGAAGCUCUUUAUGGAAUGCCUCAUAAUAAUCAGGAGAUCAUCCUGAAGCGGGCGGCCGAUCUUACCGAGGCUCUGUACAGCGUGCCACGCAGCCAUAACCAGCUGCCCUCUCUGACUGGCUCGAGCGCACACUCGGGCAUGAUGGGAGUCAACUCCUUUAGCAGCCAGCUCGCCGUCAACAUCUCCGAGGCCACGCAGGCCGACCAGGGUUAUUCACGUAACUCCAACAGCGUGUCUCCUCGUGGCUAUGUGCCGAGCUCCACGCCUCAGCAGUCCAACUACAACACCAUCACCUCCACCAUGAACGGCUACGGAGCCGCAGGCAUGACCAACCUCGGCGUGCCUGGUUCACCCAGCUUCCUCAAUGGAUCCACUGCCAACUCGCCCUACGCAAUCAAACAGAAGAGCGCCUUCGCCCCCGUCGUGCGGCCUCAGACCUCCCCGCCCCCCACCUGCACCAGCACCAAUGGGAGCAGUCUACAGGCCAUGGCUGGUCUCAUCGUCCCUCCCAUGUGAAGCAGGAGGAGAAAUCUGUGCUCAUUGAGCUUCACCUGAUGAAUAGAAAACUCCACGAUUCUCAAGAACUCACCGACUCAAACAGCAUCUUAGAAAAUAUCCUCACAUCAUCAUCAUCAUCAUCAUGGAGGAUUUUUUUUAAAAUUAAGAACACAGAAAUCUUUUCCACAACCUGGACGAAGUGCAUUAAAAACAAAAACAAAAGAGAUAAAGACUAACAAAAAUUGCUUUCGUCUGAUAUUUUUUCGUCGGAUGGAUCGACUCCCCUUUCCAACGUCAUCUCCUGAUCUUCCGGGACUCGAUUUUGUAAAGAAACAGCAGCCGAAGCCACGAAUGCGAAGGCAGCUAGAUCGGAGAUGAUUUCAACGCCAACUGAACUGCUCGGAGGAAAACAUGCAGGCGUGACCCGCGGCUCGGCUCCGGACUUUUUAUUUUUUUUCAUUUGCAUGCAGAGCGGACCUUGUUUAAUUUUAGUUUGUAUUUGUGAACUUCAUCACGUAAUGACGGAGCGAGAGCCAAGCGGAAAAAGGGGAACAAAAAAAAAGCCAGGUUGAGAAGAAAUGAGGAAAGCUAGCUAAAAGUGCUAACUUCUUCCCGCUCGAAAUCAUCGGCUCGUACGAAGUCUCGCCAACGUCCAUUUCUACCACGUGUUCCACGUUUUCUACCAUUCAAACAAAUCCAUCCUUUCCAGACUGAUCUUAUUAACCUGAUACCCAUGCACAAGGUUCAGCAUCUUUCUUUUCUUUUCUUCUUUUUAUUCUUAUCUUCUUUUCUUUCUUCUCAACGCCGAGUCGAUGAGCGUGUAGGUACGUUAGAGAGUCGCAGGUUUGUGUGGAUGGCUAGAGUUACACCAGGAAUGCUUUCUGCAACUUUAUUCACAUUUAGGUACCAGACAUUUAAUGUUGAACUUCUUGUGAAUUAUUAUUAUUAUUAUUUUUUUUUUUUGUAUGUAUUUAUAAAAAAAAAAAGUAUGUUUGAGAUUUGAGAUUUCUUUGGUGAUUUAGGCCUGAAUUAUAGUAUCCCAUAUCGCUUGAUGUCUUAAUACCUUUUAGAUCUUGUAAAAAAAAAAAAAAAAGUGUGAAAAGUCAACUUUUUCUUCUUUUUUUUUUCUUUGUAAAAACUGAAAAAAACCCAGAAAAAUUCCAUGUCAGGUCAUCUUUUUUUUUUUUUUUUUUUUUUUUUUUUUUAAAAAGCAGGAUGUACUCUUCACCACUUUUGUAAAGGGAAAAAAAUUUGUAUAUUUCAAGUUUUUCUUUCUGUAAAACAGCAUUUUUCUCGUUCACAGCCUUCCUCGUCCUGUGAGUUUUUUGUGACAAAAACCCGUGUACGUUCAUCAGCGUUCUUUCUAACUGCACUGUUUUCGUUGAAGAAACUCUCCGGAGAAAUUUAUCAGUUUUAUAUAGCGACAAACAAAUAGAGUGGGGGAGGGGGUAUGAAAUGGGUGCAAAAAAUCGAAAACACAGGCAUAUGCAGCGGUGUGUUUGUGUUAUUUUGUUACUUUGGUGAUGACCGGGAUGAAUGAUUGGUCAGCACGCGGUUUCUGAAACGGUUCUAUUUGAGCGUCGUAGUGGUUUUUAUAAAAUAUAAUUUUUUUAGAGUAGAAAUAGUAGAAUUGAUGAAAAAUCAAAUUUAGAAAUUCAGCCCACUGUGAUGCCCUGAAUGUAAUACUUGGUUCAGAGGAAAAUUUGGCGGCAAAAUAUGAAUUUAGGUGCGAAAUUUGAAAAAAAAGCAGUUUUUGUAAAAUUCAGAUUUUAGAAUUUUUGCACAGAAUGUAUGUGAAUUACAUAAACAAAAUGCAUUAAAUGCAAAACGAAGUCAUGCGGUUUGAAAAACCCUUCCGAUUUUUUUUCUUUUCUUUUUUCUUUUUUCCCCCCUAAUUUCUAGAAUAAUUUCUAAUAACUAGAAUAAAGAAUUGAAUCUGAUUGGAUGACACGAUGCGGCAUGGUGGUUAUUCUUCUUUGAAACUUUUAAGCCUGGCCACACAUUAGCGUGAUGGUCCUGAAUGAUGUUGUAGUGACAAAAUCUGAAAAAAAAAAAAUCAUUAAUUAUUUGACUUUGGAACUAAAUUCUUGUGGCUACAUUUGUAUAGACUUGUCACUAUAGAAAUGAGCUCAGCUUUAAUAUAUGAAUUUAUUCAAAAAACUUAAAUUACCACCAUGUCGUUACCCAGCACGUUAUUGCCAUUCCGUAUGAUUUAUCCAGCAGAUAGGAACAACGGAAACUGUAUUUAUUUUAGGAAGCUUCUGUGAAAAGAUUCUUGACAGCGUGUCAUGAAAAAUGUCAUUGGAUUGUGUGACAGGAAAAGGUCCCAAGCUCGGAUAAAAAUGGGAGGGUUGCGUCAGGAAGGGCAUCCGGGGUAAAACCUGUGCCCAGUUGUUAAGACCCAGUUGGUCCGCUGUGGCGACCUCUCCCACACGUAGGGAGCAGCUGAAAGAUCAACAACAACCUGGGACCGGCACUGAGAGCUAACUUUUCAGUAGCUGGGUUAGCGACCCUGCCCAGGCCGAGCCACGGCAAUGAAAGCGCGGGAUCUUGUCCUGGACCACUGGGGAGUUUUCUGUAAUCGCUUACUAAACAAGCAAAAUUCCGACCAAUCAGAACAGAGAAUUCACCAGCACUGCGGUGUAAAAAUGAACUAUUAUUCUAAACAUGCUGUUUACAUCGAAUUCAUGACACAUGGUUGACACUAUCGAACUAGCUAAACAGAACAAACGAAGAUUUGCGCUAGAAAAGAAAGAAACAAACGUUUUCGGUUUGGAUUUUGUUUUGAAAAGUGAUAUCAGGAACAUCGAUCUCAGCGGGUGAAGCUGGCUGCUAUGUUCGAGUUUACGGAUGCACCAAGUAACAUCCUUUUGAAGCUAGGCUCAAAUUGUAAACUGGAACGUAUGCAAAUAUUUGUAUAUACGAUUUUGCGAUAAAAUAACACAAAUCCUGUAAUAAAACGACGAAUACAACAUUUUGAAUCAAUUUUGGCACAAACACUAUAACGUUUUCUUUAUUUAGAAAAACGUCAUCUUGAUCACCGUCAUGAUCCAGCGUUAAUCGUUGAAGAAAUCAAAUUCGCCGCUUGUUACAGCAACAACCUCGACUGAAAACUUCACCUUCGAGUGCAGCAAGUGACAUCAAAUCAAAAUGGCUGCUUCCAGCAUCAACAGUAAACAAACCUAGCAGCUAAAUCAGUAGAAAAUUUCCUCCUGCUUGGCAGCUAAAGCAAAAAAAGCGUCAUUUUCAAGGUACGAUUUUCCCAGAAUGCACUUCAUCACCUCGACGUUCCAACAUCACCCACUGAGAUCCUGAGAUUUUACAUUUUUUUAAAAAUUGAAAUCUAUUUAUUUGACCGUAUUUUUUUAAUUACUUUUUUUCUUUUUAAAUCAGAUUCGAAGCUAUCGAAGGUUCUAUUUGUACGACAUCGUCACGGUAACGGAAACGGUGCAGGUAUAAAUAAAUAUAUGUACAGCUCAAUUUUAGAUGUAAAUUCAUAUUAAAAAUUAGGGUGAGUUGAUGAGUGAGGAUAUGAGAUAUAUCUUUUUAAGAAAAAAUAAUUUUUUCGUCCUGAACGGGAAAGAACGGACUGGAGUCAUCGCUAUUUAUGUUCUGUACGUGUGAAAAAGAUUUAUGUCACAUAUUGAGCCAUUAUACACACACACACACACACAACACACACACACACUCACUUCCUGUCUAUCCUGUCAUCGUGUUGCGUUUUAGGGUGUAAGAAGGACUUUUCUUUUUUCUUUUUUUACUUUUUAAAAAGGGUUAGAGGUCCUGCUUUCUGAUCUUUGUGAAAUAUUGAAAUAUAUUGAAAGUAUAUCAAAAGCACAAUGUUUAAUUAAUGUCUUUAGAACCCCGAGGAGAACCCUUUCGUCUCUCCUCUCACACAUAAAUGUGCUGUACAUAAAUGCAUGUUUUAUUUUUUUUCUUUCUUUCUUUUUUUUCUGUGAUUUCGUGGUUUUUUUGUACAGAAACAGACUAAUAAAGAUUACAUUUGGCUUGA
Molecule: messenger RNA, 6166 nt
Organism: Hemibagrus wyckioides
Lineage: Eukaryota; Metazoa; Chordata; Actinopteri; Siluriformes; Bagridae
Product: transcription factor COE3
Exons: 16
Coding region: 520-2172 (550 amino acids)
Biological process (GO): regulation of transcription by RNA polymerase II
Molecular function (GO): RNA polymerase II cis-regulatory region sequence-specific DNA binding; DNA-binding transcription factor activity, RNA polymerase II-specific
Source: RefSeq, a predicted model, not a curated record